Messenger RNA from Hydra vulgaris (swiftwater hydra), 1352 nucleotides. RefSeq lists its product as uncharacterized. The record is from RefSeq and is a predicted model, not a curated record. Lineage: Eukaryota; Metazoa; Cnidaria; Hydrozoa; Anthoathecata; Hydridae. Gene Ontology annotation, cellular component: membrane.
AACUAAUUUACUUGUUUUAGUUGAUGCUGUGGUAGCAGUCGUUUUUGGUGUUGUUAAAUAAUAUUAUUUCAUGUUGGUUUUUAGUUAACAAUUUACAUUGAUUACAUCAAAACUUUAUUUAUAAAGAAAAGAAGCAUGUUGAGUAAUAAAGAUGCAAUAUGUCAAUAUCAAUAUAAAGACUCGGCGGAAUAUACCAAUAGCAAUUUUUUAAUUUCGUGCUACAUUUUUAAUGCUGUUUUUACACUUGCAACAAAUAGUUUCUUAAUUUUGGGUUUGCACAUAACAAUCAAAAACAAAAAGUACACGCGAAAUGAGAAGCUCAUUUUUGUUUUAUCAGUUACUGAUAUGUUAUAUGCUCUGAUAGUUUCGCCAUCUCAAACAAUAUUACUUAAACUCAUUGAUAAUUUUGGUUGCUUAGAGAUAUCUAUCAUAUCAUUUUUUCGAGUUUGGUUGUUAGGCUUAUCAAGCUCAAUUUUUAUAUUAAUUUCUUUCGAGCGUUAUCUUACUGUAUUUCAUAACAACAAAAUUUUUGGAGUUAUAAUUAAAGACUCCGAUUUAUUUGGAUACCUUUCGUUAGUUAUUAUUUUUACAUUUAGUACUGCUGUCUUUUAUAGUGUAGUGUAUGCUACAUCAAGCUUGCAUUUACAGUUUAUACUCUAUAUUGGGACUGGCUUUAUAACACUGGCUUCACUUUUUAUGAUUGUUUUUGCUAAUCUGUUAAUGCUGAUUCAAACUAAAAAAAAACUGCAAGGUAGUUCUAUUCGAUUUCAGAAAAAUAUUCAAAUUAAAAACUAUAUCACAGAAACCGUAGUAAUAAUAUCACUUACACAUGUAUUAUUUUACACACCAUGCUUGGUAGCGCAGUAUUAUUUGUCAUUUGUUUUCUCAAAAGAUGUUGUUUCUCUAAUUCCAGAAGUUCAUCGAUUAUUUAUGUGGACCCUAGUCAUAAGAGAAGUUAGUGCAUGGAUUAAUGCAUUGAUUAAUGCAUUUAGAAACAGAAAAAUUUCCAAAAUAUUUGAUUUACGAAAAAACUUACUAUUUUCAAAUUUCUAUCUAAAGACAAGAAGAGCCCAAGAAACCAUACUUGAUAGCAGAUCAACAUCUGCGAUGUAGAAAUCUUUAAACACAAUUUUAUUAACAUAACAAACUUUAUGUGUGUGUGUAUGUGUGUGUGUGUGUGUGUGUGUGUGUGUGUGUGUGUGUGUGUGUUAAAAACAAAUUUCUUUUUUCUUAAAUGAAUAGAAAUAAACGAAUUGUUACUUUAUCGUUUAUCUUUAGCAUGGUAUCCAUGUUGAAGUCCAAAAAAACAUAAGUAGAUGUCAUAAUAAAAUAUAACUGUGUUAUAAACAAAA